This is a messenger RNA of Leptopilina boulardi, 3475 nucleotides long. RefSeq names its product connectin-like (gene Con). Gene Ontology annotation, molecular function: protein binding. The transcript has 6 exons. Gene Ontology annotation, cellular component: plasma membrane. The record is from RefSeq and is a predicted model, not a curated record. Bases 379 to 2019 code for a protein of 546 amino acids. Lineage: Eukaryota; Metazoa; Arthropoda; Insecta; Hymenoptera; Figitidae.
ACCAGUUUAGACGGGUGUGCUCAACGUCAGUGUGAAUUUUGGAAUUUUUAAAGUAUUUUCUCUGUGUUGAAACGCAUUUGUAUUUUUUUAUCGUUUUUUAAAAAUAUAUUUUCACAUAUAUAUUUACAGUAAAAAUAGCUUUGCGAGUGUUUGCAAUUUUUAAUUAGUGAACGAAACAAAUUUUAAAAAUGAGUUAAAUUUUUUUUGUUUGUCUUUUUAUAGUAAAUUCUCUUUUUUUUGUUCCGGAAGUGUUCUAAAUUUUUUAAAUCGCGAUCGUUUAAAUUUUUGGAAAAAGUAUUUUGAAAAUAUGUGUUUGAAAUUAUUUUAAUCGCGUGUGUGUAAAAGUGUGUCUACAGCAGAUCUAAUCGUCCCAAAUAUAUGAUACACAUCAUUUGCAGACUAAGAAAAAUCAUGUGGGACGUCAUACGGAUAGCAUUUGUCCUUGAACUCUGUUUGCUAAUUUUAGCAAUAACCACAAGUGAGGGUGCGAAGACAAAAUUAAAAAAUAUCAAGAAACUCUCAAAGGAAGUGAAAGAAAUUAAAGAAGUUGAUAUUUGUGAUUUACAAAAACUUGAAGCACCAUUUUUCUGCUAUUGCAAUGGUGUUGGUGUAAAAAAUGUAACUGACACAAAUUGUUUGAUAUUUGAUAAAUUUGAAGAAGUCAAUCCACUUUGGAAUCAUUUUGAAUCGCAAAUUUUCACUGAAAAAUUAACAUUUAAAGUUCGAUUGCCAAAUGGAAAUUUAACUUAUAUUCCAACACAAGUACUUAAACAACUUAAACACGUUCAUAUUUUAAUUAUAGAAUAUGCAAAAAUUCAUAAAUUACAAGAAAAUGUAUUCUCUAAUUAUACGGCAAUGAAUGAAAUAAGUCUAAUGAGAAAUUCAAUUACAAGUCUCGCCGAAUAUGCUUUUAAUAAUAUGAAAAAUUUAAUAUUCAUCAAUUUGGACGAAAAUCAAAUCACUGAAAUUCGAAGACUAUCGUUCGUGAAUUUGCCAUCGUUAAAAAAAUUGAUGAUAAAUAAAAAUAAUAUAACAACAAUUUAUGCACAAGCAUUUUCAUAUUUAAAUACACUUCAAGAAUUGGAAUUAAAUGGCAAUCAAAUUAGUGUUAUAACACGCGAUAUGUUCAAUGGUUUACGUAGUUUACAAAAGCUUGACUUACGUAAUAAUUUAGUGCAUAUGAUUGGUGAGGAGAGCUUUAUGGAAAUGCCUGAAUUACAAGAACUUCAACUCGAUCAAAAUAUGAUUGAAUAUAUAUCACAAAAAGCAUUGGCCGGUAUGAGAAAUUUAAAGGUAUUGAAACUAAGUGAAAAUAAACUCGCUGCACUUGAUCCAGACUUUCUCAGUCAAGCACCUGGCGUCAACUUUCUUGAUCUCAGGGACAAUCUUCUCAAGACGAUGACAUUCGAUAAUGUCAAGCCAAUUGUCACCAAUCUCUACAAUAACAUCAGUUACUUCUAUCUUAAUGGAAACAAACUGAUUUGCGACUGUAAGCUCCAGUGGAUUUGGGGUCUAAGGAAUGAGACGAGGAACAUCAAGCUAAGGGAAAACUUGGAAGAACUCACUUGCUUCCUCGAGAGCAAGAACGCGUCUGUUAAGUCUGUUAAGGAUGCUGAGAGGAAUAGUGCUUUGGCAAUUGCACGCAAUCCAGAUGAAUAUAUGUUUGACAAUUUGAAGGAGGGAAAUAGAGGUACUAACGAUUACUUGGAUGAUGCAACCAACUAUGACGACUCUUAUGAAGAUGAAGAAAAGGAAGUUCAAAAGUCACCAACGAAGAUGGAGAUCAUAGACGGAAAAGUGGGUUACAUGAAGGAACUUUUCCAAUUGAAACCUGAGGAUCUCCCAUGUCCUGAGCCCUCCAGGGAGGAUCUAAUGGCAUCCGAGCAACCAUCAAGUCGCCACGCGAACGCCGCCGUCGGCUCAGCAGGUAUAUUUUUCUUCUCCUCGGGGAAGAUACACUAUGUCAGUCAAUCCGUUCUCGCGUUAUCCUUCCUCGUUGCUUCUCGAUUUUUCACGUAGAAAAUAGAAUCUUUAACCAUCAUCAGGUUCAUAUAAUAAAAUACGAGAAGAGUGUUCAACGAUUAUUGAAAAAAUAGAGCAGCUUAUAUCAACAGAAAAAAAACACAUUUUUCUGAAAUUUUAUUAUUAAAAGCUGCUUGCAUCAAUUUCCAAAAAAAAAAAAACAUUUCAAUAAUUAUUCUAAUUUCCAAUAAAGAGAUGAGAAUUAAAACACAAAAAAAAGAAAGAGGAAAACCAAACAAACUCACGAAUUUUAAUUUCGUCAGAAAGUUGAAUAAGAGUUUUUUUUUGUGUUUCUUGUUUUUUUUUUUUUUUUUUUUUAUUCCUAAGACUUAAGAUUUUCUCAAGAUCUCUCGAAUGAAAAGACUAUAUACAUAUAGCGAAACUAAAGGACUUUUCAAAGAAAAAACAUUUUUAGAAUUUUUCUCAAGAAUUUUUCCACUUUGUUAGUUAGGCAUUUGUAUAAUUAUUAUUAUUACUGUGUAAUUUAUAUAAGGUACCUGUCGUCAAAAAAAAAAAAAAAUGCUUCUUUUUUAACUCGUUUGUAAUUUAAAAAAAAAAUACUUUUUCGACGUACGACAAAAGAAAAAAAAAAAGUUAAGCGAUAGUUUACUAUAAUAGAGACGAAUGCACAAAAUGAAAAAAUAUUACACAUAAAAUGAAAAAAAAAAAAAUAAUAAAAAACCAUCACAAGAUAUCUAGGGAAGUAAAUUGAAGAAUAUAGAAGACGGAAAUUGAACUGAAAAUUGACGAUUUUCAAACAGGCAAAAAAUAAAAAUUGACGAACAUAAAAAUAUCUAUAUUAUUUUUUUUUAUUGAAAAAAUAUAUUUGACAAUUAACAAUCUCAACUAAUUAAUUAUCGAUUGAAAUGUAAAUCGACUACGAUCAAAUUCAUUUAAAAUUUAAUAAAAUUAAUAAGUAAUUUUUUUCUUUAAAUUAAUAUCUAAUUUAAAAUAAUUUAAUUUUUUCUAAAUUAAUAUUUAAUUUAAAAUAGUUUAAUUUUUAAUAUUUAAUUAUUAUAUGUAAAAAUAAUUUAUUUUAUGCUCUUUGCGUUUUCGUCAAUAAAAUUGUAAUAUAUAAAUAUAUAUGUAUACAUAAAAGGAUGUGAAAUUUUUCAUUUUGUGCACGAUGAAAUAGAAUAAAAAAAAAGGAACUGAACGUCUUUUAAAACAAAAAAAAAAGCGGGGGCUUAGUCAAUUUUUCACUAUUGAAAUGGAGUGUAGUACUAUUCGCUCGAGAAUCAGCGGGAUCGUUCCUGGAUGAAGGUUUUCCCACUUUGUUCCAUGUAAUGUAUUUAAUGAACUAUAUUGUAAAUGUUAUGGCUCAUUACGACGCGACGUCACGUCAGACAAUCCAGGGAAUUAAAAAAAAAAAAAAAAAAGAAAAAAAAAAGUCGAAGAUGAAUUUAGCGUACGUUAACGAUGUUAAACUAUUAAAUAUUAAAUUAAAAAAAAA